Messenger RNA from Parnassius apollo (apollo), 534 nucleotides. Lineage: Eukaryota; Metazoa; Arthropoda; Insecta; Lepidoptera; Papilionidae. The record is from the annotation of a GenBank genome assembly.
AUGGGAAGUUUGGCGCCAAUAAUACGACAAACUGCAACUGCGGCGCCAAAAAGUAUUCAGUCCGUCUCGCAAAGGUCCCGGCUGGCUUCCAAAUUGGUCAACAGCAUUGGGUUAAGAGCCCCCACGACAGCCCGACUUCACUUGCUUAGGGAUACGCCUGUAUGUACCGAAAAAGAUGUAUCAAUGGAUCUUGAGGGUUGGCCUUUGGAAGUUUCCAUCGACGAAAGACAAGUUGCCGUAGCACAUAAUGAUGGAGAACAAAAUCAUAUUAUAUCCACUAAUAUGCUAUCGCAAAGUGAUUUAAAUUAUAUAAUUAAUACGGUAAGGGAAAUUUCGAAUGUUGAAAUUGAAUAUUACUAUCUCACCACGCCCAUUUGUGAAAAUGAAACAUCACAAACAAUACCUGAAAAUUGGGUUUCAACACCAAUGCCAAGUCCAUGCAUGUCCUUUGGGGACGCUGUAAACGAAUGUAACUAUUUAAGCGAAGGUACCAUUCUCAUCAACAUUAAGAUCAAGCCCGUUAGGAUCCAGUGA